Didymodactylos carnosus is the source of this 819-nucleotide messenger RNA. The record is from the annotation of a GenBank genome assembly. Lineage: Eukaryota; Metazoa; Rotifera; Eurotatoria; Philodinida; Philodinidae.
AUGCCGUUCCGGAACCUGCUCUUUAUUCACCUGGUUGAUGCUAGUGAAAAAUAUGGUGAUGGUCAAAGAAUGCUUGUAGCUAACGAAGUCAUUGAAAAAGGCGAAAAGAUAUGGUGGUGUACAUGUGGUGAUGAUGAUGAAAUAUUGUCGCGUGAUGAAAUAUUAACGUUAUGUGUUGAUUAUCCACAUUUGAAAAAAUUUCUCUACUGGUAUUCGUAUAUGAUUGCUGAUGAUAUAUAUUGCAUACCAAAGACAUAUUGCGAACAACGAAAUAAUGAUGAAUGCUGUUUAUUCAAUCAUUCUUGUGAACCAAACUGCGGUUUUGAUAUAUCCGAUUCAAAUAACAUUGUUGCAUUAAAAACAAUUCAACCCGGUGAAGAAUUGACAUACGAUUAUAAUUUUCUUGAGACAGAACCAUCCUUCACCCGUGGUAUGCAGUGUAAAUGUGAAACUAAAUCAUGUGUUGGCGUUCUCAAUUUUGAUCGAUAUCGUGAUCCUGAAUUUCAAGAGAAAUAUCUCAUGUACAUGAGUCCUUAUUUACAACAGCGUAUACGAGAAUUAGAAUCAAAAUGGUAUUCAGGCAAAUGUUUUACACGUACAACAAUUGAUCCGAAAAUUCGUUCACUACAUGCUCUCGAAAGGAUCGCAGCUGGUGAAGUAGUGGCAAAAUUUUCGGGUCCGAUAGCGGUUGAAAACCAUUUUAUUCAACAUUCCGAUGUGCCAACGUGCUUUGUUAAUCAUAAAAAAGAAGUAAUUGCUUUUACUGCUUUGCCUUAUGAGUCAGAAAUUACAUUAAAUUAUAAUAAAGUACUGUCAUAG